AUGGACCGAGAUUGUGAAGUAAUUGAUUUAUUAGAAGAGAGGGCCGAGAUUAACAGUAAUGACGACAAUUCGUUAUCGUUAUAUGAGAAUUCGUUAUCGUUAUAUGAGAGGACAGAAAGAAGUCGAGCAGAGAAGAGAAGUCGGGUGGUAGACGAGGAAGAAGUUUGGACAGAAGUCGGGAGAAGAGGUAAAGUAGUGGCACGCAGUGCGUCUGACGAUGAUAUGACUAGAGUACCAGAAGAACAAAUUGAGAUAAGUAUGACAUCGAAAAAGGAGAAGUUACCUAAGCAAUUAGGAUUGGCCCGUAUCCUCAAGCAGGAAAAUAUAUUAGAUAUUAUUCGAGUGAGGUAUAUUAAUGCCUAUAAAGUGAUGCUAAAAUUCAGCAAAAACGAAAGUGCAGAGAAGCUAAUG
Molecule: messenger RNA, 411 nt
Organism: Brenthis ino (lesser marbled fritillary)
Lineage: Eukaryota; Metazoa; Arthropoda; Insecta; Lepidoptera; Nymphalidae
Source: the annotation of a GenBank genome assembly